AUGGAGCCCGCAUCUGAAGCUGCAAGGGCUCUGCGAGAGUCCUUUGGCGACCGCAAACCCAUCGACAUAAGUCGAAAGAUCACCGCCUGUGUCGCAUGCCGCAAACAAAAGGUCAAAUGCUUUAUGGGCAAUGAUGGAAGUCCGCCUUGUACACGCUGUAAGAAGCGAGGUAUAUCAUGCACCGUCAAUCGCAGUCUACAAAUGCUACUUGAGAACGAUGUCUCGUGGAAAUCCACAGUGGAGAAAAAGCUCCAGGCUUUGGAAGACUCGGUCGGCAAAUUGAACCAGCUGGCCGCAGUUGGGGGGGAGCAUUCUCGACUUCUUACUUCUCUAGACACCGCAUCAACUCAGCUCAAUGCACUGGCUCCAACCACCGAUCAGGCUCCUCCACAGCGGUCAGAACAGGCUUGGGAAGUUGUCAUGGACUUGAAUCAAGGCCCUGGAGUCGUUCCAGCGUCAGUGGUUUCCGAAGUUCCCGCUGCUAGAGGAGACGCAAUCGCACCGAAUCAGCGACAGUCCGUCGACCUCAUCGAUCAAGGUGUAAUCUCUCUGACGGAUGCGCAAGAGUUCUUUGACUUGUACUACCGUCGGCUAGACCAUUUCCUGUACAGGAUACUGGCAGAGCAUGACUCCCUAGCAAGUGUACGGAAGAGUUCGUCUUUAUUGACUGCGGCUGUGUGUACAGUCGGCGCACUUCACCAAUCAUCUUCACAGUAUCAGCCAUGCUAUCAACAUUUUGUCCAGCUCGCAUCGUCCCAGAUGUUCUCCAAGAAGAACAAUCACGACGACGUGCGAGCACUCUGCAUUGGUGCUUUCUGGUUGAGUGAUAUUUCGUGGAGUCUACUUGGUCAAGCUGCUCGACUUGCAGGUGAAUUGAAUCUUCACCGGUGUAUACCCAAAGCUCCGCAUACCAAGAAAGCCUGCUUUCUCCGAACUCGACUGUAUUAUCUGGUCUACAUCUGCGACCACCAUCUCUCGAUAGUUUACGGACGGCCGCCCCUGACACGAGAUUUUGGCGCCAUCACGCCGCCCAGCGAGUUUCUGAAGUCGAGCUUCGCGACAGAAGACGACACCCGGCUGAUCAGUCAGGUGGAAAUAUGGAUCAUCAAUACACGGGUAUUCGACCAGUUCAGUCUCGACCCUUCAGCACAUUUGUCCGAUCGACUGAUUCCACAGCUUCGGCGUCUGGGAAUCGCCCUCGACACUUGGAGGGCUGACUGGUACGAAAAGUUCCAAGCGAACCUUCAUGUGGGUAACUAUCCCCGCAAGGGAGUCGAUCUGCAUUACCACUUUGCCAAGUUGUUCCUCUGCUCGCACGUGUUCCGAAGACCUUCGGGUCCACUCGAAGGGUCGACGAUGCUGGAACCUGAAUUGAUCGAGUUCUCCAAUACGGCAAUCAGUUCAGCGACAUCAAUCGUACAGGCCAUCAUUAAAGACGAGGAGAUUCAGUCAUAUUUGCACGGCCUGCCUGCAUAUUUCGACACCAUGAUUGCCUUUGCAUUUGUGUUUCUCUUGAAACUCACCAUCAAAUAUCCUGGAAACAUAUGGAUCGAUAAGGCGGGGAUCCUGGACAUGUUGGACCAGGCCGUAAGCAUCCUGGAAAGCUUGACGACCAAGAUGCACCCUCGACAUCUUCUGACUAGCAUUGUCAGCAGUAUGAGAAAGCUCCUGGAUCGGUCGAUGCAGAGCACCGAUGAAGAGGGCAAUGCUGUCGCGUUGAACUCGAUGUUGGUAGGUGGCGGUGGAGGUGGAGGUGGAGCAGGAGUCGAUGCAUCGUUUGCGGAGAAUGAAUGGUUCAGCCCAACCGAUGCCAUGUUUUUGGAACAGUACGACUUUGCAGAUUUCAAUUUUGACAUUGAUUUCGAUGCGACCCCGAAUGCUUGA
Molecule: messenger RNA, 1884 nt
Organism: Exophiala mesophila
Lineage: Eukaryota; Fungi; Ascomycota; Eurotiomycetes; Chaetothyriales; Herpotrichiellaceae
Exons: 3
Coding region: 1-1884 (627 amino acids)
Biological process (GO): regulation of DNA-templated transcription; DNA-templated transcription
Cellular component (GO): nucleus
Molecular function (GO): zinc ion binding; transcription cis-regulatory region binding; DNA-binding transcription factor activity, RNA polymerase II-specific
Source: RefSeq, a predicted model, not a curated record